AUGCUCACACUGAAACCUUUGUCUGAGUCUCCUACUGGAGGAAACCGAAUAUAUGUGAAGGUGUCAGAAUCAGAUUAUGAGGCUGCUCCAGUUAAAGUUACUAGCUCUUGUUCUCACUCUGCUUGUGAAACUGAUAAAGACAUGCCUAAUAGAGCAUUACCUUGUUUGCCUCAUGAAAAUAAUAUGGAACAAAAUGGGAAAGAUUUUGAACAGAAGUUGGAGGGAUAUGAAGAUAUAGAAGGACUGAUAAAGAGGCCACUGUCGGAGGAGCCCGGAGUAACUCCCACGGCUCCUCCUUCAGACCCACCAAAUUAUUCCACAGUUGCACAUUGGCAAUUCCAGAUGCCCUUGCCUACUGAUAUAAACAAAAUAUUAUUAGAUUUAGAACCUGGGGAUGAGAUUGCUUCUCCCACAUGGAGAAGAAAUGAGGAUUUCCUUGCAUUUCCGAUACAGCAGCAGCAGAUGCCACCGGAUCUGCAACAAUAUCCCCAAUAUCCAAAUGGUGGCCAUCAGGUGGCGCUUGGGGCAUCACUGGCAGUUCCAAGGUGCAAGGCUUUGAAGGAAAUGGAUUUAAUUAAAACUUCUGAGUCAGACUGUUACUGUUACCAUCAAAACCCCCAAAUUGAGUGGAAAUACAUAUGGUCAACUGUGCAGGUAAAGAUCACCAGUGCAGAUCUGCCCCGUAUUGCGUAUAUCACAGAAAGACACAUUUGCCAGGACCCAGAAACCAUUCUUUCUGUUAUGAAGUGUGCGAUCCACACAUUCUGGACCCCGAGUGAGUUUCAUGAAAUAGCCACGAACAUCUGUCCACACGGGGAGACCGUGUGCUUCUUUGUGAAACCGGCCAGAAGGCAUACAGUACACGUAACUCAACUAAGCAUUGUGGAUUUUAGGCUCAUCCUUCUGUUUGUGGCCAGCAUAGUCCUCUUCAGUCAUGCAGAGCGCUUGAGCCAAAGCCCCGUUUUUUAUUACUGCCUGGGGACGGCGCUGGGCGACCUGACGACACCGGUCUUCCUCCUGCUGCUGGCGAGAAGGUGCAUCCCUAAGUAUAGCACCUUUGGGGUUGUAAUGGUUAGUUGUUGGUUUGCUUCAGUGUGUGUGGUGUGCCAGUGGAUGGAGAACCUGCUGUGGCUGUGGUGUGAGCACAGGAUGUAUGUUGUAGGCUAUCUCUUGACAGUUGGGUCCCUCAGCUUUGCUGCUUGUUACAGACAUGGGCCUCUGGCCAAGGAGAGGAGCCAGCGCCUCCUGGCGUGGACGCUGCUUGCAGACUUCGUCCUUGGAGGAAGCCACUUGUAGCCCGAAGAAAUGAGUCUUCACCAAGAGCAGUACAGCCUGGGGGGGGGCGCCUUCCUGGAGGAGCAGCUCUUUAACCUGGGGACCAGGAUGUGUGCAGUAGCAGAAGUGAUGGUGGCAGAAGACCCAAGCGCAUGGGAAAGGACAUUACCUCACCGCCAGUCUGUUGUUUACCCUGCUAUGCCCACGUCUUGGGCCUGCCAUCGCCACUUCCACUCGGAACAGGAGGACUAG
Myotis daubentonii (Daubenton's bat) is the source of this 1527-nucleotide messenger RNA. Its product is annotated as nuclear envelope integral membrane protein 2-like. NCBI's taxonomy places the organism in Eukaryota, Metazoa, Chordata, Mammalia, Chiroptera, Vespertilionidae. The record is from RefSeq and is a predicted model, not a curated record.